Molecule: messenger RNA, 1395 nt
Organism: Rattus rattus (black rat)
Lineage: Eukaryota; Metazoa; Chordata; Mammalia; Rodentia; Muridae
Gene: Kynu
Product: kynureninase
Exons: 13
Biological process (GO): NAD+ biosynthetic process
Cellular component (GO): cytoplasm
Molecular function (GO): pyridoxal phosphate binding; kynureninase activity
Source: RefSeq, a predicted model, not a curated record
AUGGAGCCCUCGCCUCUUGAGCUACCAGUUGAUGCAGUGCGGCGCAUCGCGGCUGAACUCAAUUGUGACCCAACCGAUGAGAGGGUGGCUCUCCGCUUGGAUGAGGAAGAUAAACUGAAGCGUUUUAAGGACUGUUUUUAUAUCCCCAAAAUGCGGGACCUGCCUUCAAUUGAUCUAUCUUUAGUGAAUGAGGAUGAUAAUGCCAUUUAUUUCCUGGGAAAUUCCCUUGGCCUUUAACCGAAGAUGGUUAAAACAUACCUGGAGGAAGAGCUAGAUAAGUGGGCCAAAAUAGGAGCCAAUGGCCAUGAGGUAGGGAAACGUCCUUGGAUUAUAGGAGAUGAGAGCAUUGUAAGCCUUAUGAAGGACAUUGUAGGAGCCCAUGAGAAAGAAAUAGCUCUAAUGAAUGCUUUGACUGUUAAUUUACAUCUCCUGCUGUUAUCAUUCUUUAAGCCUACACCAAAGCGGCACAAAAUUCUUCUAGAAGCCAAAGCCUUCCCUUCUGAUCAUUAUGCGAUCGAGUCACAGAUUCAACUUCACGGACUUGAUGUUGAGAAAAGUAUGCGGAUGAUAAAGCCACGAGAGGGGGAAGAGACCUUAAGAAUGGAGGACAUACUGGAAGUAAUUGAGAAGGAAGGAGACUCAAUUGCUGUGGUCCUGUUCAGUGGCCUGCACUUUUAUACUGGACAGCUGUUCAACAUUCCUGCCAUUACACAAGCCGGACAUGCAAAGGGCUGUUUUGUUGGCUUUGACCUAGCGCAUGCGGUUGGAAAUGUUGAACUCCACUUACAUGACUGGGAUGUUGACUUUGCCUGCUGGUGCUCCUACAAGUAUUUAAAUUCAGGAGCUGGAGGUCUGGCUGGUGCCUUCAUCCAUGAGAAACACGCUCACACGAUCAAGCCGGCGUUAGUGGGAUGGUUCGGCCAUGAACUCAGUACAAGAUUUGACAUGGAUAACAAACUACAAUUAAUCCCCGGGGUCAAUGGAUUCCGAAUUUCCAACCCCCCCAUUCUGUUGGUCUGCUCCUUGCAUGCCAGUUUAGAGAUCUUUCAGCAAGCAACUAUGACUGCGCUGAGGAGAAAAUCCAUUCUGCUGACAGGUUAUCUGGAAUACUUGCUCAAACAUUACCAUGGUGGAAAUGACACAGAAAACAAGAGGCCGGUUGUGAACAUAAUCACCCCAUCCAGAGCAGAGGAACGAGGCUGCCAGCUGACACUGACCUUUUCCAUUUCCAAGAAAGGCAUUUUUAAGGAACUAGAAAAAAGAGGAGUUGUUUGUGACAAGCGAGAACCAGAAGGCAUCCGGGUGGCCCCGGUUCCUCUCUAUAAUUCUUUCCAUGACGUUUAUAAGUUCAUCAGACUGCUUACUGCCAUACUCAACUCUACAGAGAGAAACUAG